AUGACGUCUGAGCCCUUCACACUGCGCUGGGGCAUUCUAGCAACCGGUGGAAUUGCAAAAACUUUCACCAAGGACCUGCUCGUCGAUCCCUCGACCCGCGACGCCAACGACGUCCGCCAUGUCAUCGCAGCCGCCGCUUCAUCGUCCUCUGCAUCCCGCGCAACAGACUUCCUCCGCGAGGUCGGCGCUCCCGACUCAGCAAAAGCCUACGGCUCCUACCGCGAUCUGGUCAAGGAUGCUCAUGUCGACAUCAUCUACAUCGCUACGCCCCACUCCCACCACUACCAGCACACGCGCCUGGCUCUCGAAGCUGCCAAGCAUGUACUCGUUGAGAAGCCUACCACAGUCAAUUCCGAGCAGGCUCGCAUCUUAUUCGAUCUAGCCAAGGAGAAGAAGUUGUUCCUGAUGGAAGCAGUGUGGACGCGCUUCUUCCCCCUCACGCGGGAGAUUCAAGAUUUCGUUUCCGCCGGCCGACUCGGGGAGAUCAAGCGCGUGUACGCAGAUCUGAGCUUCUGGAACGACGUGGAGCGGGAGUUUGGAAAGGAGCAUAGGAUGGUCAACACGGACUUGGCUGGGGGCGCGCUGCUGGAUCUGGGAGUCUACAGCUUGACGUGGGUGUUCCUGGUGCUGUACCACCUCCAAGGCGACGCGAAGAAAAAGAAUCCAGUCGUCAAAGGCGCGAUGAGUUUAUAUGGAGAAACAGGGUGCGACGAGAUGACGUCCAUCAUCCUAGACUUCCCCGGCGCGAACGUAGGGACCAAAGAGGGAGAACAAGGCAACGGUGAUGCGCACGCAAUUGCACUGACCAACAUAAGAGUCAGCCACGAUCCCAACACCGCUCACCCAUCCGCAGACCCCGUACGAAUCCAAGGCACCCACGGCGACAUCUCAAUCGCCGCCCCCUCGUACCGCCCACUGUCCUACACCCUCAUCCCAGCGCAAAACACCAACCGCGGAAAGCUUGCAGACUUUUCGUACCAACGCAAGGACUUUGAGGUCCCGGGAGACGGGCACGGCAUGUUCUGGGAAGCUGAUGAGUGCGCGCGCUGCAUCAGGGAUGGGAAGCUGGAGAGCGAUGUAAUGGGCUGGGAGGAGAGCGAGGCGGUUAUGCAAGUCAUGGAUGAAGUGAGGAGGCAGGGUGGGUUGAAGUAUCCCGAGGCGAUUGAGAGUGUGGGGUACCCGCUUGAGGGGGUUGGGAUCUGA
This is a messenger RNA of Ascochyta rabiei, 1203 nucleotides long. RefSeq lists its product as uncharacterized. Gene Ontology annotation, molecular function: nucleotide binding. NCBI's taxonomy places the organism in Eukaryota, Fungi, Ascomycota, Dothideomycetes, Pleosporales, Didymellaceae. The record is from RefSeq and is a predicted model, not a curated record. The transcript has 3 exons. Bases 1 to 1203 code for a protein of 400 amino acids.